Molecule: messenger RNA, 810 nt
Organism: Jatropha curcas
Lineage: Eukaryota; Viridiplantae; Streptophyta; Magnoliopsida; Malpighiales; Euphorbiaceae
Gene: GDU5
Product: glutamine dumper 5
Biological process (GO): regulation of amino acid export
Source: RefSeq, a predicted model, not a curated record
GGCAGAAACUCCGCUUAUAAAUACUACCUUGCUGCCUCUUUUUUUUCUCAGGUUCACCUUCCUUUUCCUUUUCUUUCUUCCUACCUAAACAUAUAAAGAAAUUAACUUUUAAGAGAAAAAAACAAAAUGAGACCCAUUAGAAACCUUAACACCAGUACUACUGUGACCCCAUCAAUGACACAACCACGCUCACCAUGGCACUCUCCGGUGCCGUACCUCUUUGGAGGUUUGGCAGCUAUGUUGGGUUUGAUUGCGUUUGCUUUGUUAAUCUUAGCUUGCUCUUACUGGAGACUUUCUGGUCGUUUGGAUGAUAGUGAAGGUGGUGAUGAACAUGGAGAUCUUGAAAGUGGCCAUGAAAAAGAAGGCGAUGCUGCUGGAAAGGCAGGGAAAGUUUACGAAGAGAAGAUUUUAGUGAUAAUGGCUGGUGAUCAGAAGCCAACUUUCUUGGCCACUCCUGUUUCUGGCAAAACUUCUUCUUUUGGCGACAAAAAUGCCAAGAUUGAAAUUAUAGAAAAAGAGAAGUCAGAGAAUGGAGAGAAAACCAAAGGAGAUAUUGGUGAUGGUGAUCAAACGAGUGCAACAGCUGCAGAUCACCAAGAACUACAAAAUGAAGAGAAUCAACAAACCCAAGAACAAAAUUAAUUGAACCAUUGAUCUGCCGCUUAAUUUGUUUUAAAUUUUUGGAGUUGUUCUCAUUUUUUAUUUUCUUGAGGUGUUGAGUUUUAAGUUUUGUUCCCUUUUUUCUCCGGGAAUUGUAAAUUUUCGCUGAGAUGAAUAGAUAAUGAGCAUGAGAGUCUUCUUUCCAGCUAA